Molecule: messenger RNA, 717 nt
Organism: Microthlaspi erraticum
Lineage: Eukaryota; Viridiplantae; Streptophyta; Magnoliopsida; Brassicales; Brassicaceae
Source: the annotation of a GenBank genome assembly
AUGCUGGAAACUGUAGAUAGCUCAGGAGUCGAAAAUGGCGGAUUUCAGCAGAUUCAGAGCUUUUGCGGCGAGAGCAGUAGCGAAGAGGAGUUAUCGGUUUUGCCACGUCAUACCAAAGUGGUGGUCACCGGAAACAACCGUACUAAAUCGGUGCUUGUUGGUCUUCAAGGUGUUGUCAAAAAAGCUGUCGGUCUCGGUGGUUGGCAUUGGCUGGUAUUGACAAAUGGCAUAGAAGUAAAGUUGCAGAGGAAUGCGCUUAGUGUCCUUGAAGCUCCUACUGGAAACGAAGACGACGAUGAUCUUGAUUUCGAAAACACACAGAGAAAUGGCUCUGAUAUGACAUCUGAGGACACACUGAAGCCUCAUAGAUCGAAGCCAAGAGCGCAGAGAUCUCGCAAGACGAUAAGCAGGUCUAUAUCAUCUGAUUCACAAUCAAAAAGCUCUGGUUUUACUCCCCCUCAAAACAUGAAGGUUGAUCUUAGCAAACUGGAAAUGCCUGCUUUACUUAAAUAUUGGCGACAUUUCAACCUUGUGGAUGCAAUUCCUAAUCCAACAAGGGAGCAACUAAUUGACAUUGUUCAGAGGCACUUCAUGUCUCAGCAAAUGGAUGAGCUUCAAGUUAUUAUGGGGUUUGUGCAAGCUGCAAAGAGAAUGAAGAAGGCCUGCAAGCUGCAAUCAAAAGAAGCAAGAAACACUGAUCUUAACUGCAUCAGCUAA